AUUGCUUCCAUUUCAAACAGGAUGACCGCUGAAAUCGAGCAGCUCUUCUCGGCGGCAUACUUUGCCCAGUUCGGGUCGAGCGGUUUGGUGAUUUGUGCGUCCGGAUUCAAGACAUCUUCAAUGUUUAACCUGUACGAGCUGACCGCCAUCCAGAAUCUGCUCUACAUGCUGUCGAUGAUAUUUCAAAUGUUCUUACCAUGUCGCUUCGGCAAUGAGGUGACGCGCAAAAGCCACCUGCUUCGGACCUCCAUCUACAGCUCCCGUUGGUACGAGAUGGGAUUGCAGGAGCGCAAAACGUUGCGUAUGUUGCUGCAGCGCAUGAACAAACCGCUCACGCUGAAGGCGUUCUAUUUUUUCAACUACAAUCUACAGGCGUUUACUACGACACUCAAUAUGGCCUAUUCGUUGUACGCAUUGUUGCAACGCAACGCAUUGAAGAAAGUUUAAUAUUAAUAUUGGUUCUAUCAAAGGACAUAAUGUUUUAGAACAACAACUAAUCGUAAAACAAUGCCAGCGAAGAGAGCAUUUGCCGAUGAAACAAAAUUGGUUACACAGCGAUCGUUGGUUUUUCGUUCGAUAUAUUUCCCUCUCGUACACAAUUGCAAUUGCUGUUCUUCAGCG
Molecule: messenger RNA, 621 nt
Organism: Anopheles arabiensis
Lineage: Eukaryota; Metazoa; Arthropoda; Insecta; Diptera; Culicidae
Product: putative odorant receptor 71a
Exons: 4
Coding region: 22-447 (141 amino acids)
Biological process (GO): detection of chemical stimulus involved in sensory perception of smell; sensory perception of smell
Cellular component (GO): plasma membrane
Molecular function (GO): olfactory receptor activity; odorant binding
Source: RefSeq, a predicted model, not a curated record